This is a messenger RNA of Fusarium pseudograminearum CS3096, 138 nucleotides long. RefSeq lists its product as uncharacterized. The transcript has 2 exons. Lineage: Eukaryota; Fungi; Ascomycota; Sordariomycetes; Hypocreales; Nectriaceae. The coding region runs from base 1 to 138 and encodes 45 amino acids. The record is from RefSeq and is a predicted model, not a curated record.
AUGACUAAUGAAGUACAAGGCCCUCGACUUGGUCAACCAAUCAAGGAGCGUAAAGCCAAGGGCGAAUAUUCCAUGAAUCCGCAAGCGAUAAAGUCACGCGCCCGUAGAAGAAGUCUCCCGGUCGACCAACGCAACUAG